Molecule: messenger RNA, 1440 nt
Organism: Meyerozyma guilliermondii ATCC 6260
Lineage: Eukaryota; Fungi; Ascomycota; Pichiomycetes; Serinales; Debaryomycetaceae
Exons: 1
Coding region: 1-1440 (479 amino acids)
Biological process (GO): mitochondrion distribution
Cellular component (GO): cytoplasm
Source: RefSeq, a predicted model, not a curated record
AUGAACAUCAUCACAGUCUCCCUUUCCUCGCCCGCAAACCACGUCACGGCUCAGCUUUUCAACGCCCAGGAAUCUCAUCUUCCUUAUACAAAAUCCGCUCCUCGAUUCCACGAUUAUCUGGCAUUUUUAUCAACCACAAAAAACAAAAACGGAACCACAAACUAUGCCCCACGGGCUUUGGUUUACGACUUGAAUGGUGGCUUUGGAGGUGCUCCAAAAUAUGAAGUGGAUCCCUCCACAAUUUCAAAUGUUGAAGUCAUCAAUACUGCUCCAAGAGUACCCAAACAUGCCUUUCAAUCCAACCUCGAUCUGGGCAUUGACAACGCUCAACUUCUCUCUGUGUCAAACACAAAGUACUGGACCGACUACAAUAAACUCAUCUACAAACCGCUGUCGUGUGUUCUGCUCCAAGACUGGGAUUCAGGUACGCCGUAUGGUACCAACCGAAACUUUCCUCGGUUAAAGUUUGAUACCUAUUCAGUGGGAUGGGAAGAGUACAAAAAGUGCCAAGAAACCUCGAUAGACGAGUUUCGCAAAUACUUGGAAGAAUGUGAUCUUUUGCAGGGUGUCAGCAUGUUUAGCGAGUACAAUUCUGGCUGGGGAGGAUUCUCGUCUCAUUUAUUACUUGACUUAAAAGACGAAUUUUUCAACAACGGUGCCAACAAUAAGCAUAAUAUCUGGGUCUAUGGCCUCGCAAAAGACCACGGAAGAAUGGAUAUCAACCAGAAAUGUAGCAGUAUUGCUUCGUUUGUUGAGCUCGCCCACCAUCUGUCAUUGUUCUUCCCAAUACGCCCCACAUGUGAAAGCCAAAUUUUGGCGCCUGGUUUCGACUCUACAAGCGAAUGGCACCAGAGUUCUCUAACUUCUCUUUUGGUGAACUCGUUAUGGGAACUCCAAAGUCGAAAGCAGAGCCCUUCUCAUAUGGCAGAAUUUGAGGACAACUUGACCAGAGGCUCGAAUCGAAAUAUCGUCGGCGAGAUGUGUUUGAAGGCCAAAGUGAGCCAGAAGAGCCAAUCUAAAGAUUUUGGAGUUUUGGAUGUUCCGCAGGACCAAAUAUGGGACUUGAUGAAUUCCGUCAGUCUAGCCAAAGAACCAGCUUACCUCGAUAUGGGGUUGCUGAAUCUGAGCCACGAGUUUAGUCGAGCCAUAGUGCAAGAAAAACCUGGGGAAACUUCACAGAAAAAUGCCUAUACUGCUUCUUUUUCAGCAAUCACCAAAGGCUCAACUUUUCCUCCUACGGUCAACGGAAGCUCUUUCGUGUCGGAGUUUGCAAUUACUUCCGGAAUUGCAGCAACACUCAAAGAGAACCGCAAGUUCUUGUUGCGGAUCAAACACAAUGAAAAUCUUACCGAUCGCGAUGAGUUGAUUGAGGAUAUAAGUGCCAUGAUCGAAGAUUAUAAACAUGGCUACGACGACAGCGAUGAGGAAUUUGAUAUCUGA